CCAGCAACCCCCGAACCCGCCAAGGAAGGCCCCAACCCUUUGAACCUCUUCAUUUUCGUAUCUGUCUUUCUCUCGCUCUCUCGCUCGCGCGCACACCUCCAUCUUCGACCGCUUCUUUCUCCCAGGGGCAUAAUGUCGAAUUUUUGGCAGACUCUAACUGAAGGCUUCAAUGGCAUGCUGAAGGCUGGUAGGAGCAUGACCACCAAAAUGAGCAUGACCACCGAAAGGAAUGAAGAAGAGCUCCGCCGCAUGCAUGAAGAAUGGAUGGUGAAGUAUGAGCAAACAUACGCGAAUGCUGAGGAGAAGGAGCGGCGCUUCGUGCUCUUCAAAGAGUCGGUGGAGAAUUGCGACCGUUACAAAGAGCAGUACGAAGGGUGCAGAUUUGCACCAGGUUGGCUCGCUGAUAGGACUAAAGAGGAGUGGGAUGCCAUAUUGCCCCCUAUGAAACCUAUGGACAACAGAUGGGAGGAGGGAAAGAUAGUCACUAGGAGGGGGGGGAGAAUGACAGUCACUCGGAGGGAUGUCUCCAAGCCGCCCAAUUGUGGCGAAGGCUGCUAUACUGGGAGGGAUGUCGUCUCCGAGACAUAAAAAGAGACGGCACACCCGUGGUGGCGUGGCUAGUGAGUUGAUAGGUCAGGUUGCUAGAAGACAUAUAUGCUAGAGUACUUUAGCAUUUACUGAUUUUAGUAGUAGUGUUGUAAAACUCUCUUAAGUAACAUUCUGCUGUGAAACUCUUUUGAAUCAUCUAUCUACAUCAUCUAUCUACUAUUGACCUGCUACUAUCUAAAAACUGCCGAAACUUUGUGCCUUA
This is a messenger RNA of Ananas comosus (pineapple), 811 nucleotides long. RefSeq lists its product as uncharacterized. The transcript is spliced from 2 exons. The coding region runs from base 133 to 588 and encodes 151 amino acids. The record is from RefSeq and is a predicted model, not a curated record. Lineage: Eukaryota; Viridiplantae; Streptophyta; Magnoliopsida; Poales; Bromeliaceae.